AGAGAGUCGGCUCUUAAAAGCUGUAACCGACUCUGGUGAAAUGGAAGUGCAGAGAGCUGCUCUGGAAGCUACAGCCGGCUCUAGAAGCUACAGCAGGCUCUAUAGAGCAUUUAAUGACCUCCAACGGCUAGAAAUGGCUAUAUUCGAGCAAGGGUCUAUAAAUAUGGUUGGUAACAGAUCUGAAGAAGUUUAGAGAGCAUUGUAUUGAAUAUCUUUACCUACCUACAUGAGCUUUAACUUGAGUUUUUGAUCUUUGAGAGAUCUUUGUUUGUAAUCCUCUUCUUGUGCUAUUAGUGAGUGAUCUUGGGGGUGUGUUGAUUCCUUUAAGAGUGAUCUGUAGAGAGGAUCUUUGGGGUUAAAGUGUAAAGGGGUGAAAUUUGAGAGAAA
Molecule: messenger RNA, 387 nt
Organism: Rubroshorea leprosula
Lineage: Eukaryota; Viridiplantae; Streptophyta; Magnoliopsida; Malvales; Dipterocarpaceae
Source: the annotation of a GenBank genome assembly